Messenger RNA from Mytilinidion resinicola, 1737 nucleotides. RefSeq lists its product as uncharacterized. The record is from RefSeq and is a predicted model, not a curated record. The coding region runs from base 1 to 1737 and encodes 578 amino acids. Gene Ontology annotation, biological process: regulation of transcription by RNA polymerase II. The transcript has 2 exons. Lineage: Eukaryota; Fungi; Ascomycota; Dothideomycetes; Mytilinidiales; Mytilinidiaceae. Gene Ontology annotation, molecular function: DNA-binding transcription factor activity, RNA polymerase II-specific; RNA polymerase II cis-regulatory region sequence-specific DNA binding; protein dimerization activity.
AUGCCAGUGGCCUCUGACGCAAUCAACACAUAUCAUUCUUACAAUUGGCCCACCAAGACCACGAAGCGGGAUCUUCGUCUAGGCAACCCUUCCGACGAACCGUAUUCGUUCUCUAACAGGAUCAACAUGACGGGAAACGGAUCACCCCAGCCAUUCAUCAAGGAGGAGUUUGAUGACAUGAGGUUCAUGGGCCACAACGGAUUGGACAUGCAGCCGCAGUUCCCUGGUCAGCAGUUCGGGAACUCGCAUGAUAAUAUCGCCGCUGCCGUUAAUCCAUCCGACCUGACCAUGAGCGGAAGCUUUUCCAUCGGCCAACAAUAUGGGACCUCAAAUAUGAGUUCCAGCUACCUGCAGGGGAACGCAGGUAUUCCUGACGACGAACUUGCCGAUCUCGUUGGCCCAUCAGGCUUCAACGAUUACGGAAACCAGGACAAUGUAGGCCAAAACCAAGGCAGCUACUACCCUGCUACGUCGAACGGCGGUGUGUCGAUGAGCCAUCCGAAUAUGCAGAUCUACUCUCACACCCCGGAUGACCAACCAAUUCAGUCUCCCUUCAUGCAAAACAACUUCGACUUCUCACAGUACCAGUCGGCACCUCAACGAGUGGCCUUUCAGCAAGGCAUGCCAACACCAAACAUGCAGAAUGGGUCGCUCGAUAUCAACGCCCGAGCUCGAGCGAAGAUGCCUGGAGGCAUGAGCCGUAACGGCUCCGAUACCCGAAGCCCCAUGUCUCCCAAGACACCAGUCUUGGGAGGACUACAUCUCGGCACUCCAGAUUCUGGCAGCUUUCCGUCUCAACCCAUCAUGGCAAACGCCAUGAGCCACCGACAUCAGAAGUCAAUCUCUGGUCAGUGGGACAACACCCCAAGCAGCGCUCACUCUUGGAUCGACUCUCCAAACCAGUCACCCCACACCGGAUCUCUCCAUCACCAGCAGAUUUCCGAGGUACUCGGUACAGGAAAGCAUGCUUCAUUGCCUACUAAGGUUGACAUUGGUCAGUCACAGGAUGCGAAGAAGCGCAGACGUAGGGAGUCACACAACCUGGUCGAACGUCGUCGCCGAGACAACAUCAACGAGAGAAUCCACGAUCUGUCGAGACUCGUACCAGCACAUCGCCUCGAUGACGAGAAAGUUCGCAAGCACAUCAGCAAUAACGGGCCUUUGUCGCCCUCUCUCACGGCAACGGGUAUGUCACCACCGCAUGCCACUUCACUCUUAGCCGGUGGAAGCGGCAGACGAGCCGCCGGAAAUAUCACGCAAGGACUGCCGAUUGAAGAGAAAGACAAGGGCCCAAACAAGGGAGACAUCCUCAACGGCGCUGUCAGCUGGACUCGUGACUUGAUGUGGUUCCUUUACAAGAAGAUCCAGGAGACUGAUGAGAUGAGUGCUCAGCUAAAGCAGCUGACUGGUCAAGAAUGGCCUACCGAUGAGACAGAAGAAGAACGCCGUAUGCGUACCGAGCUCGUCGAUGCUGUCGAGAAGAAUGGUACUAGCACAUUCAAAUACUCUCGGGGUCCUGGCUCAGGUCUUCGUGUGCCGAAGCAUACCAACAUUGCCGGCGAGCCUAUCCAUCAAAUCUCUCCACAAAGCUUGAGCCCCGGCAUGCAGAGUGGCGGCAGUGGGCACAACUCAGGGGGUAAUGGUGACCAGUUCUGGAUGAAUCACCAAGGCGGCAGCAGCGGCGGAUCAUUCAGUCUGAAGGAGGAGGACGAAUACAACGGCAUGGAGAUGGGUUGA